AUGACCAACACCGAGACUCUUUCUCCCUACCCAAUGUCAGCUUGGGAGAUGAACAAGUGGCCCGAGUACCCCGAAGUCCGGUAUUGGAGCGACUUGGCCUAUCACCCUGCAAGACGGCCUUUUUACCCAUUUGUGCGUCCCGCAUUGCUGGCAAAGACCUCUGCAUCAUCACAAAGGGUGGUGGUUCAAUAUUGUGGCAGUCAUACGCGCCAGAAAGCCUCCUCAAGAAGGCGUGCCGAAAGCAUAGAGACGGACAAGCGCUGGCAGGAGACGCAAGAGUAUUGGUGGAAUGUGGUUGAUGGGCCGCAGACAAAAGACACGAAUGAGGAAGAGCAACGACGGCAGAAUGAUGCUCCCAUCAGCGAGAAAAGCUCAGAUCAAGAAGCUGAAUAUCUCCCACAAAAGUCCCCAGCAUCUUUCAAGACGAUCGUUGCCGGAGCGAGACGAUUCUUGCACCCUGUCCCAUCUAUUCUCAACCUUUUCCACAUUGCUCAGAAUCAUUUUGGGGUCGCUCUGGCCGUGAUAGAUUGGAUCUUUCCCCACUGUCUUCACAUUUCGUGGGCUGUUCUUUUGGGUGGCGUCCUGUUCGCCGUCGUACAUGGUUUUAUCUGGAAGUAG
Messenger RNA from Pestalotiopsis fici W106-1, 618 nucleotides. RefSeq lists its product as uncharacterized. Lineage: Eukaryota; Fungi; Ascomycota; Sordariomycetes; Amphisphaeriales; Sporocadaceae. The record is from RefSeq and is a predicted model, not a curated record. The transcript has a single exon. The coding region runs from base 1 to 618 and encodes 205 amino acids.